GGGAACGUUGUCGUUUUGAAUUCGCUCAAAAGUCCCUUCGCCGUAGUUGAAGCUUCAGGUUCUCAUAGCAGAACUAGGUUUUUGUAAGGGUUUUGGCAGACUGCAACAAAGAGGGUUAGGGUUCUGUAAUGGGAAAGCCUAAUAAAAAACCAGCUCUAUUAGAUGAGGAUGAGAUUGAGGAUGAGGAAAUGAGUGAUCUCAACGAGGAAGUGUCUGAAUCAGAACAGGAAUCAGAUUCAGAAGAAGAUGAAGAUGUUAAAUUGGCUGAACCAUCAAAAAAGGCUGUAUACAACAGAGAGGGUCUUGAGGAAAAACUUCAAGAUAUUAGUUGGCCAGAAAAUGCUGGAUGGAUACACAAGCUUUCCAUAGAUAUUAAUCAAGAGCAAGAGGUGGAUGUGAAUGAUGACUUAAAAAGAGAGGCAUCUUUCUACACACAAGCAUUGGAAGGAACAAGCCAGGCCUUUGAGAAGCUGCAGUCGAUGGGAUUAACUUUUCUUAGGCCAUCUGACUAUUACGCAGAAAUGGUUAAGACAGAUGCUCACAUGGAGAAGGUGAAGCGCCGACUUCUUGCAGAACAGAAAGAGAUUGAGGAGGCUGAGGAGAGAAAGAAGGCCAGAGAGGCCAAGAAACUUGCUAAAGAAAUUCAGGCCCAGAAGACAAAGGAGAGAGCCAAACAGAAGAAAGAAGAGAUUGAAUCUGUUAAGAAAUGGAGGAAGCAGAGACAGCAAAGUGGGUUUGCUGGUGAUGUCAAUGAUGGCGACUUGAGUUUGGCAUUUGAAGAUGGCAAAUCAUUUGAAAGGUCUAAUAGGAGAAGGCCAGGUGUGGCUCCAGGAGAUCGGUCUGGGGGGAAGGCAAGACAAGGUGGUGGAAAGUUUAAGAAAGGAAUGGAUAAGAAAAGGAAGGGUAGAGAAUUUAAAGAUUCUAAGUUUGGAUAUGGAGGGAGAAAAGGCAUGAAGAAGCAGAACACCGCAGACACCACUGAUGAUAUCGGAGGGUUUAACAAAGGUGGUGUUGCAGGAAAUAAGAAGAGGAAGAGGUGAUAUGUUUUCUGAUUAUUGUAGCCUGUUGGGAGGGUUUUUGAUUCUUUUGACCCAUGUAAUCUUUGAUGCUAUGAUGCUUAUAGUGUUUGUUCUUAAGGUAAAAACUAGUUUGUUUUAUGGUAUUCUGAUUGAUUAAUCCUAAUUACUCACAAUUUUGCUUGUCUGAA
Mangifera indica (mango) is the source of this 1207-nucleotide messenger RNA. RefSeq names its product probable rRNA-processing protein EBP2 homolog. The transcript is spliced from 2 exons. Gene Ontology annotation, cellular component: nucleolus; preribosome, large subunit precursor; nuclear periphery. Bases 129 to 1040 code for a protein of 303 amino acids. The record is from RefSeq and is a predicted model, not a curated record. NCBI's taxonomy places the organism in Eukaryota, Viridiplantae, Streptophyta, Magnoliopsida, Sapindales, Anacardiaceae. Gene Ontology annotation, biological process: ribosomal large subunit biogenesis; rRNA processing.